AUGGCCUCGAGCGAACUGCUGAAACAGAUUCAGGCGGGGAAGGCUCUGAAGAAGGCGCAGACGAAUGAUAGAAGUGGGCCGAUAGUGGAUGCGAAGGCCUCGAGGGCAGGCGGCGGCGGCGGCGGCGGGCCAGCCGGGAUCGCGGCUGCCAUAGCGAGUCGCGCUGGGGGAGGCGGUGGCGGUGGCGAUGCGAGUGGCGGCGGCGGGGGAGGGGCGCCGCAGCUUGGAGGCUUGUUCGCCGGUGGGAUCCCGAAGCUCAAGUCGACGGGCCAGAGCAUAGGAAAUGCAGCAGCGGCCGGCCUUGCCAAAGCGCCGUCAAUACCGAAUCGUUCGUCGCCGGCACCCCCGAGAGCAGCGCCGGCCCCGCCCGCGCCGCCACCGCCGACGAGUCGGCCUGCACCUACCCCGCCCCGACCCAGCGCUGCGGCGCCUCGGCCGCCCGUCGCACCACCGCCGCGGCCCAGCAGCGCGGCUCCUCCUGCGCCUCCCCCUCCGCCCGCGACGAGCUCGCCUGCACGUGCGCCGCCCGCACCGCCGCGUCCAACACCGUCCGCGCCACAUGCGCCUCCCAGUCUACCGGCCCGCGCCGUGCCGUCGAUACCUGCGCGGCCCAGCUCGGUGGCGUCGAUGCCCUCACGCUCUGUACCCCCGACGCCGCCUCGCUCGACCCCUCCACCCCAUCAUGGAGCCCCUCCCGCGCCACCUCCCCGGAAACCGACGGUGGCUGGUCGUCUGCCCCCUGCGCCUCCUGCCAGGCCCGUAUCCUCGGCGCCAACGCUCCCGGCGCGCGCCCCUCCUGCGCCCCCGCCGCGUAAGGCGAACGGCCAUUCGAGUCUGGCGCCACCUCCGCCUCCUUCUCGGCAGCGCUCGAUGUCCAUGAGUGACCAGCCGAGCGACGAACCACCAAGCAUCCCGAGGCGAAACAUACCGGCACCACCCUCGAGGAACAGGACAGUGUCCGAGAGAUUGGAUCCGCCAUCUCAUCCACCUCCCCGUCCUGCGUCGGCAGCUCCGCCUCCGCCUCCGCCUCCAGCCGCCCCUCCUCCCCGUCCAACCUCGCACGCACCACCUCCGCGGCCCGUAUCUGCUGCUCCCCCACCUCGCCCGGCCGCACCCGCUCCUCCACCGCCUCCCGCAGCUGCGCCACCGCCACCGCCUGCUGCUCCGCCCAGCCGUCGUGCACCCGAGCCGACGCCUUCGUCUGUCAUCUCGAACGGCGGCAUAACCUCACACACAAACAACCGGAAAAUCCCUGACCCGCCGCCGAACUCGGGUUCGCACUACUUCCCCACCGGAUUUCCUCCCCCGCGUCCGUUCGAGCCACGCACGCGCAGAUACCCAAGUGGACGUCCACGCGGUAGCGACUUUGAUCUAUCUCAGCUGUAG
Peniophora sp. CBMAI 1063 is the source of this 1386-nucleotide messenger RNA. NCBI's taxonomy places the organism in Eukaryota, Fungi, Basidiomycota, Agaricomycetes, Russulales, Peniophoraceae. The record is from the annotation of a GenBank genome assembly.